UCCGGAACUGUACGAUGGGUAAGGUCUAGCGUACUAGAAAAGCGAAGACUGAAAACUCAACAAGAAAAGUGAUCUCUCUCCCCCAUCUCUCUCUCAAUAUAUAUACAAACACAUAUUAUCAAUCUGUCUGAAAAAUCGUUGAAAACUCAGUCUCAGAUCUUUCAAACUCUGGUCAAACCUUUCAAAUCUUGGUAUUCAAUCGAUUAGUCCAUUUCUAUUCUCUCUUUGUUGGUUAAUUUCACCCUUAUAUUUUUCCGUCGACUUCCGAGCACCGGAAUCGUCAUUUUCCAGUGGAUUACCGUCGGUGAUAAUGUCAAUUGCAGAGUACAGAUAACCAUACAGUCCUAUGUUUGUGUUUUUGAGUUGCAUGUGGCGCAUUUUCCAUGGAAACAGUGAUUGGAGUUGAGGCAAAUGAUGAUGCUAACUUCGAGGAUGGAACAGUUGCUGAUCCUGUUGUCUACAAGCUCGUUCGGGUUGAGGGCGAUGGAAGAUUAGUGCCUGCAACAGAUGAUGAAGUUAUGGAAGUUGAGGAUUUGCUUGAAGAUGACAAGAGUGAAAUGCCUUUUGCUGCAGACACUGGGCAGACUGUAGGAUGCACUUCCAACAAUGGAUUUCCUUCUGGCAAGACCCGAUUAGAAGGUUCUGAAGGUACUUUACAAUCUGAUAAUCCGGAAGCUGAUGUGGCGAAGUCAAAUGCUCAGCUUGACACAGGAAUUGGUUCGGGGAAAUUAAAUGCUCGACUUGAGGAAGUUGUUCCUUCAUCCGCACUGAGUUCACAUGGCAGCCAGAUCGAUCAGUCUGGGACUGCUGGGGAAUGCUCAAUCCCACCUGGUGAACCAACUGAAAGUGGAAGGUCAACUGGUGCUGUCGGUACUAAUUUGAAGCCUGAUUUUUCUAAGUUACAGGGGGAAAUAUGCUUGGAAAACCUAUCAGUUAAGGAACUACAAGAAACAUUUAAAGCAACAUUUGGGAGGGAAACUUCUGUCAAGGACAAGCAGUGGCUUAAAAGGAGGAUUGCCAUGGGAUUGACUAAUUCUUGUGAUGUUACAACUACAACUUUUGUAAUUAAAGAUAAUAAAGUAGUGAAGAAGGGUAAAGAAGGAAACUGUGAGGCUGUGGUUGGUACACUUGCCAAGGAUUCAGUAGUUGGAGCAAUGAAUGAGGACUGCAGAAGUUCACCAAUUAGCCACAAUAAUCAAACAUCAAAUCUUAUAAAUGUUUCUGGUAAGAGAACAAGAAAUCCUAGCUUGGAAGAUGAUUCUAUUAGUGAUGAACUUCAUGUGGAACAGAAAGCAGCCAAAAGAGUUCGGAAGCCCACAAAACGAUAUAUUGAAGAACUUUCAGAAGUAGAAUCUGGAGAAUAUAGUGGAAAGUUGAUAUCUUCAGUAAAAAGUUCUGGACAUGGCCAGUCAUCUCCGAGAUCUCAUGUCAGUCCUGUUCAAUAUGUCCGGUCAGAUGUGAGACCUGUUGUCACCAGACAGGAUUCUCUUGGAGGUUCUGGGGUUCAAGUUCCAUAUGUUUCUCGACUUCGAAGAGGCCGUCCAAGGGAAAACUAUAUGGCUCUUAUGAAGCUCCAACCUAGUGGCAUGCGAAUGGACAUGGCAGCCAAACUGGUAAAGAAGGCCAUUGGUGUACGUGGUCCGCGACCAAAUAAUGAAAGAGGGAAUGGCCUUUUUAAGGCCAGGUUGGCCCCUGGAUGGAUUCAACAACCUCUUAUGACUGAGUUGAAGAAAGAUAAGGAGUACUUGGAAAGAAAAACAGCCGAGUUGGAGAAAGAUGUGGAGCUGAAACAAAUGACUUCUUGUGGGGAUAAUUCAGAUGAUAACGUAAAAACUGUGCCCACUGCAAAAGGUGGAAUGAGAAGGAAACAUCAUCGACCUUGGACUCUUUCUGAGGUUGUGAAGCUUGUUGAUGGUGUAGCCAGGUAUGGUGCUGGUAGGUGGUCUGAGAUAAAACGGCUUGCAUUCGCUUCCUAUACAUACCGAACUUCAGUUGACCUUAAGGACAAGUGGAGGAAUUUGCUGAGAGCUAGCUUUGCGCAGGUGCCUGCAGAAAAAGAUAUGCAAAAUUCCCGGAAACAUGCUUCAAUGCCAAUCCCUGCUCCGAUUCUGUCGCGGGUGAGAGAACUUGCUGAAAUGCAAGCAGAGGUGGAACCACAUCUUAGCUCAGGCAAAUUUGUUGGGUGUAGUGGUAGAAGUGUAAAUGAAGCAAGACCAGGGUUCUUGUAGUGGUUCUUGUAGUGUUGUACAUAGCACAGUCCAUAAAUUGAAAUAAGGAACACUAUAACUGUAUACUGUGUUUAAGAUUGCCUCCUAGUUAGUCCUUUUUGUUUAUGGUUAACUUGUAGCAUUUAACUGUUAAGUUUCUACAUGUCUCCGCGUACGCUAUCUAUUUUGUAUACCUUGAGGUGGUCUGAAACAACUGGUUCUCGAAUUAUUUAUUGUCGGGUCUUAAAGAGUUCA
Messenger RNA from Cornus florida, 2462 nucleotides. RefSeq lists its product as uncharacterized. NCBI's taxonomy places the organism in Eukaryota, Viridiplantae, Streptophyta, Magnoliopsida, Cornales, Cornaceae. The coding region runs from base 384 to 2228 and encodes 614 amino acids. The record is from RefSeq and is a predicted model, not a curated record. The transcript is spliced from 9 exons.